GACGGCCUCGCUGUAGCGCCGGAGCCGCAGGACGGACGCAGAGGCUGGCAGGGCCGGCUCGGCGCACCCCGAGGCCAGGGCGCCAGUCACCCCGCGAGUCAGCAGCUCUCCCAAGUAUCGGUACAUCGUCGCUAAGGUGGCUGAGUUGGAACUCCAUCACGAGAGCAUCUUCAUACCUGUUUGACUUUCAACGGAGUGUGAUGACAGCAUGGCAGAUGCGCCGACUAUCCACGUUUUCUUGGGUGCCCCGGGUCCGUCUCUCGAUGACGUGCCUGGUCCCGACCCAGACCGAGGCCCAUGGAGGACUGUGAACCUCCGUUUAGAAGGGGGGAGACUGCAGCCCAGGCAACAUGAGUCUGGCGGCAUUCUAGGGGGGCAGGGUGGGGUGGAUCCUGUUACGCUCACUAAUGAGGGAUUAGGACGACUGAACAUCGACCCCCCGGACAGAAGCACCUCAAAGAGAGUCAUUGCACUCUCACAAAUAAAAUGGGCAGACCACGAGGGGCAGGGCUUAUGCCCCAGCGCAGUCCGUGAUUACUUGGACAGCAGCUUCCCUGAGCAUGGUCCAGGCCAGGCGGGGGCGAGGCCCAGUGGCUCAGUGUCUGCAGGGACAGAGUACUUGAGUGUCUGGACCAUCAGCCAGGUGCUUAUGCUGAGAGGGAAACUGGGAACAGGGCAGAAAGAAGAAGUGGCAGAGAGGCCACCCACAAGCCCAGAGAGUAGCCCAGAGCUGUACAGCCCAGCAGGUGGCGAGAGUGAGAUAGGGGGACCGGGCACUGACAAGGGGUCACAGGAGCUCCUCAGUACUCUGAGUAGUAGACAGGAAGAAGGUGGCUUGGGACUGGAGGCCACACCUGACGGCAUCCUCUGCUCCCAGAGCUCCCCUUCAAAAACCACAGGGGAAGUUACAGAUGCAACGGGCCACGCACAGCCCGCUGCCGCAGAUGCCGCAGUGAGCUUCUCAGGUCAGCGUUCUCCAGUGUCCCCAGCCUCCAAGAAGAGCAGAGCAUCCCCGAGUGGGGCAAGGAUACAGGAGCAGCCAGGGUCAUCACACAGGAGCCUGCGAAUGAACUCUUGUGACUCCACCACACUCCUGGCCUACUGUGUGACCAGGAGAACGCCUUGCUCCAUCCUGGGUGUUGUACUGUACCCAUGUCACCUGAAGGAGGUUAAGGUGAAGUCAGGGGCCUGGGCAGGGUCCACGGUUCCCCUGGCAACCAUUGUGGUCACUGACCAAUCAGGUGUGGAGAUGAAGGUGGUGUUAUGGAGAUCUGCAGCAUUCUGGGCCCUGACCGUGAACCCAGGCGAUCUGCUGCUGAUUACAGGCGUGACCAUCCAUGAAGAUAAGUGGAGGGGGGAGGUGGUCCUGCAGUCCACACGCUCCAGCAGGCUGCUUAACCUGGGCCAGCUCACUUGCGACCACCAGCCACCAGCCCCGUGGGGUGUCAGUCAGUACACUCUGGAUGAGCUCUGCUCCCACAUGCGGGAGAAGUACCGCCCCCUGAUGACCCUCCCAGCCCGAGUCCCCCAGGACCCUCAGGACAUCCCUUAUGCCCGCCUCAGGGCCCUGAAGCCAGACACACUGGUCCACGCUGUGCUGAGAGUAAUCAGUAGCUCUCUGUUCAAAGUUUGGCGCACAGAGGCGGCGAGCUUCUCUCGGACAGGAGCUGUGCAGAAGGCUACGCUGACUGUAGAGCAAGGAGAUGGCCAGCAGGGGGAGUUGGUGCUAUGGGGAGCCGCGAUGACCUGGCUAAACCGUAUCCAAAGGAACAAAGACGCAGUCUGGGAUUUCCGAGUUCUUUUGGUGAAACAGAACAACAUAUCUGGCCAUCUGGACCUGCACUCCACACCCUGGGGUGCCUGCAAACCUCUCUUUCCUGGCGAUAAAAAGGCAACAAUGUUCUGUAGUGCAAUCCAGCCAUAUCUGGGCCUGGCCAGCUUUGAGAUAGACCUGCAGACUCUUCUGUCGCAGAAAUACACAGGUGACGUGGAGCUGAGGUGUCACAUCACGAGCUUCCAGUUCCAAAGCAGCUCCUCCCAAGAUGCCUCACCAGUACUGAAUGGGGACACGCCGUUGGAGGGGAUUUUGUUAGCGCUCUCUGGGGACGUGACCUUCACCGGCUGUGGGCAGUGUGGCUCUGAGCUGGCCACUGAUGCCAAUGGGAUCUACCGGUCCUGUUACCCAUGCCUUCCCCACACUGCCGUUCGCCGCUACUAUAGGCCUGCCCAUAUGACUGUGAGGGAGGGGGAGAGAGAGGUCGGCAUCCAGGUGCCCUCUGUACUGGUGCAGAAGAUUUUGCAGGAUGUUCCCCCAGAGAAGCUGAACAAGGCCGUGGCUCCUGCCUCAGACAGAACAUUUGUCCAGGUGGUGGCUGAGACACUCUGCUCUCUGCUCUCCGAUCCCCACUGCACCGCAUCCCUGACUAUCUACAGCCACUUCCAGUGUGAUGAGAACAGCAUCCCCACUGCCCACGACCUCCUCCUGCUGGAUUUCACCCUGCAGCGUUGAUGAUGUUUUUAUUAUCCUGCAUUUCAUGUACCCAGUCCCACCUGGUAUUGGCUCCAGGCUCGCUGUGACUCACUGUGACUCGCUGUGACUGUUUGCUUUCAUUUAUAUGUUGUCUAAUAAUCCCCUUUUAUUUAAUAUUUAAUUUUUUGCGAUUGUAUUGGGAUUCUGAUUCCAUAUUUUUUACUUUUUUUUACUUCUACUUUGACUAAUAAAUAAUAAUUCCUUACUAA
Messenger RNA from Paramormyrops kingsleyae, 2739 nucleotides. It is a transcript of the gene shld2, whose product is annotated as shieldin complex subunit 2. The record is from RefSeq and is a predicted model, not a curated record. Gene Ontology annotation, cellular component: nucleus; site of double-strand break. Gene Ontology annotation, biological process: regulation of double-strand break repair via homologous recombination. Lineage: Eukaryota; Metazoa; Chordata; Actinopteri; Osteoglossiformes; Mormyridae.